This is a messenger RNA of Xyrauchen texanus (razorback sucker), 6909 nucleotides long. RefSeq names its product Golgi apparatus protein 1-like. Gene Ontology annotation, cellular component: Golgi membrane. NCBI's taxonomy places the organism in Eukaryota, Metazoa, Chordata, Actinopteri, Cypriniformes, Catostomidae. Gene Ontology annotation, molecular function: fibroblast growth factor binding. The transcript is spliced from 26 exons. The record is from RefSeq and is a predicted model, not a curated record. Bases 5 to 3415 code for a protein of 1136 amino acids.
GAAGAUGGCGGCGUGUAGACGUGUGCAGCUAUAUCUGCUGUUGAUAUUCAUCUCCGACUGGAUCUGUUCUGUUCAUGGAGGCAAACCACCGAGCUUAGACGACGAACAUGCCCCGGAUAAUAUUGACAGAGCCAAGAAACCAGCCGGAGAGGAGAAAGCGGUGGCGGCGGUGGAUGGGGCCCCCGUGGCCUGGCGCAGCGGCGGAUGGAAGCUUGCAGAGGAGGCGGCCUGUCGGGAGGACGUGAGUAAGAUCUGCCCCAAACACUCCUGGAGCAACAACCUGGCCGUGCUGGAGUGUCUGCAGGACCGAAAAGACGAGUUAGAAAUUGGCGCAGACUGCAAUCAUCUUCUGUGGAACUACAAGCUAAAUAUGACAACAGAUCCAAAGUUUGAGUCUGUCGCUGUUGAAGUGUGCAAGAGUACCAUCAGUGGGAUUAUGGAGUGUGCUGCAGAGGAGCGUGGGAAAGGUUACCUGGUAUCAUGUUUGGUUGAACACCGCACUAACAUCUCAGAGUACCAGUGUAACCAGUACAUCACAAAGAUGACCAGCAUCAUCUUCAGCGAUUACCGCCUUAUCUGUGGCUUCAUGGACAAGUGCAAAGACGAUAUCAACAAACUACACUGUGGAAGCGUCAACACAGGCGAGAAGGAUGUCCACUCUCAGGGCGAAGUGAUUGCGUGUUUGGAGAAAGGGCUUGUGACUGAAGCCGAGGAGCAGCCGGGUCAAUACACUAUUAAAGAGGACUGUAAGAAGGCCAUCAUGCGUGUGGCUGAGCUCUCCUCUGACGAUUUCCACUUGGAUCGCCACCUGUAUUUCGUCUGUCGGGAUGACCGCGAACGCUUCUGUGAAAAUACUCCAGCAGGAGAAGGCAAAGUCUACAAAUGUCUUUUCAACCACAAGUUUGAGGAGAGCAUGUCGGACAAAUGUAAGGAUGCUCUUUCCACUCGUCAAAAGCUCAUUGCUCAGGACUACAAGGUCAGCUACUCGCUGGCUAAAGCCUGUAAACCAGACCUGCGCAAAUACCGCUGCAACAUGGAUACGGCGAUGCCACGAGCACGGGAGGCCAAACUAUCAUACCUGCUGCUGUGUCUCGAGUCAGCCGUACACCGAGGUCAAACAAUGAGUGGUGAGUGUCAGGGAGAGAUGUUGGACUACAGGCGGAUGCUGAUGGAAGAUUAUUCUCUCAGUCCAGAAAUUGUGCUGCAUUGCAGAGGGGAGAUUGAGACACACUGCUCCGGCCUGCACCACAAAGGUCGAACCCUCCACUGUCUCAUGAGGGUGUCCCGGGACAAGGGCAUCUUGGAGGGCCACUGCCAGAAAGCUCUCCAGACACUGAUACAGGAAACGGACCCCGGGGCAGACUACCGCAUCGACCGAGCUCUCAACGAGGCCUGCGAGUCGGUCAUCCAGACCGCAUGCAAACACAUUCGCAACGGAGACCCCAUGAUCCUGUCUUGUCUAAUGGAGCACCUGUACACUGAUAAGAUGGUUGAAGACUGUGAACACAGACUAUUAGAGUUGCAGUACUUCAUCUCUAGAGACUGGAAACUGGACCCCAUCCUGUACAAAAAGUGUCAGAACGAUGCCGCUCGUAUCUGUCACACUCACGGCUGGAAUGAGACGAGUGAAUUCAUGCCUCCCGGCGCCAUUUUCUCCUGUCUGUACCGCCACGCUUACCGCACUGAGAUGCAAGGACGACGGCUAUCUCGGGACUGUAAAACGGAAGUUCAGAGGAUCCUCCACCAGAGGGCGCUCGACGUCAAACUGGAUCCAGAACUGCAGCAGCGUUGCAUGACAGAUCUUGGAAAGUGGUGCAGUGAGAAGACUGAUGCUGGACAGGAAUUGGAGUGCUUGCAGGAUCAUUUGGAUGAUCUGGUCACUAGCUGCAGGGAUGUAGUGGGAAACCUCACAGAAUUGGAGUCUGAGGACAUUCAGAUAGAGGCGCUGUUGAUUCGAGCCUGUGAGCCCGUCAUCCAGUCGCACUGUCAUGAGGUGGCUGAUAAUCAGAUAGACACAGGGGAUCUGAUGGAGUGUCUGGUUGCCAAUAAGCACCAGAAGGAAAUGAAUGAGAAAUGUGCUGUCGGAGUCACACACUUCCAGCUGAUCCAGAUGAAGGACUUCCGCUUCUCGUACAAGUUCAAAAUGGCAUGCAAGGAGGAUGUGCUGAAACUAUGCCCCAACAUCAAGAAAAAGGUGGAUGUGGUGAUCUGUCUGAGCACUACAGUCAGGAAUGACACUCUACAGGAAGUGAAAGAUCAGCGAGUCUCCAUGAAGUGCCGUAAACAGCUCCGAGUCGAGGAACUAGAGAUGUCCGAAGACAUUCGUCUAGAGCCAGAUCUGUAUGAAAGCUGUCGACAGGACAUCAAGCAGCAUUGUCAGAAUGUGGUGUUUGGAAACGCUCAGGUGAUCGAAUGUUUGAAGGAGAAUAAGAAGCUGUUGACGCAGCACUGUCAUCAGAAGCUCUUCAGACUGCAGGAGACUGAAAUGAUUGAUCCAGAACUAGAUUUCCAGCUCAUGAGAGUCUGCAAGCAGAUGAUUAGGCGUUUCUGCACUGAGACGGAUGCAAAGAACAUGCUGCAGUGCCUCAAACAAAACAAGAACAGUGAGCUGAUGGACCCGAAGUGCAAACAAAUGAUCACCAAGAGACAGAUCACACAGAACACUGAUUAUCGUCUGAACCCUGUGCUGAGGAAGUCUUGCAAGGCCGACAUCCCCAAGUUCUGCCAGAGCAUUCUGAACAAAGCCAAAGAUGACAGUGAGCUGGAGGGACAGGUCAUCUCCUGUCUCAAACUCAAAUAUGCAGACCAGCGUCUUUCUCCAGACUGUGAGGAUCAGAUCCGUGUGAUUCUGCAGGAGUCUGCGCUAGACUACAGACUCGACCCACAGCUGCAGUUGCAGUGCAAUGAGGAGAUCCCGCGGCUCUGUGCGGAAGAGGUUGCAGCGCAGGAGCAAACAGGACAGGUGGAGGAGUGUUUGAAAGUCAACCUGCUGAAGAUUAGCCAUGAGGGAUGUAAAAAGGAGGUGCUGAACAUUCUGAAGCAGAGUAAGGCAGAUAUAUUUGUGGAUCCAGUUCUACACACAGCUUGCGCUCUGGACAUCAAACACCAGUGUGCCGCAAUCCCACCUGGCCGAGGAAGGCAGAUGGCGUGUCUAAUGGAAGCUCUCCAGGAUAAGCGUGUGAGAUUACAGCCAGAGUGUAAAAAGAGAUUACAGGACCGCAUUGACAUGUGGGGUUACGCAGCCAAGGUAGCACCAGCAGAAGGUUUCUCCGACCUUGCUGGGCAGGUUUUCUCAUCUCCUGCCAAGAACUACAUCCUGAGCAUUCUGCUGACAUGCGUUUUGGUGCUGUUCCUUAUGGGUCUGCUGUGCGGCCGCAUAACCAAGCGUGUGACGCAAGAUUUGAAGAACAGGUAGAGAGGGGGUGGCGGGGGCAGGGGUAGUGUGAUUCUGCUCCCCUGAGGGGCAGAAUGCCCAGAAUGCCCCAUUCGCCAUUCUUCCUGGGCCAGGGAAGGACGCUGGGAUUGGUAAAGCAAACUUGACGAGGGUGUUGGGGGGGGGGGUUGAUGGGGGUCGGGUGUUUAGACUCUGUGUGUGUGCAUUUUCAUGGUACCGCCCAUGGCCACAUUGGGACCUAGUUUUAAUUGCAACACACACUCUUUGUUUUUUCCCCCGGACUGUGCAUAUCCUACAUCAUCUGUAAAUCUGCCUGCUGCGGAACCCGCGAGCAUCCUUUCUGCUGUACGCCAAUAAACUGGAUCAGCUUUCUUCAAUUACAAGCACUAAUGUCGCAAAAACUUUGUUUUGAUUUCCAGCUAGAUGUUUUUAUUUAUUGUUGAUGUUUUGGCUGUUUUGGAUUGCGGUAGCAGGAGGUUUUGCGUGGAUUUGCUUUGUGGUGUGUUACUAUUUGCAGGGAUGUUGAACACAGGCAGCAAAUUGUUGCAAUUUUUUUACGUCCAUACUAUAGAAAACAGUUACUGAAGAUGUGCAUAGUGACAAUGAUUGAGUGAUCUUCUUUUUUUUAAUGCGUGUUUGUGCCUUUUUGCGUGAGAGAUUGUGAUUUGUGUGUCAGUGGAUAAUAUGUCUGUGAAUCUAUAAUUUGUUUUUCUCUCACAUAAUAUUUGCUUUCAUCGUGGGCUACUUUUUUUCCUUUGGAAACAUUCAUGUUUUUUUCCUGCUCUUGGUAAUUCUUCCGUCUUUUGGUGGGUGGUUUUUGUUGGGAGGAUUUCUUGUGUGGAUGCAGUGUGAAGAUUUAGAACAUCAGUCCCACUGCUGUGUAGGUGUUGAAGGAGAACUGCUCUUAACUGGGCCGAUAGCACCAGAUUUACAAACUUGAGCUUGGCCUGUCCAAAUCGCAAUGUUAACGCAAAUCAAGGGUGGCGGUUGAUUCUGGGCUCAGGAAGGGUCACAUUCAACCUCUUGAUUGCUUGGUCUACAUGUCCCUGUUUACACGCUGUUAUUGAUGUUUUCUGGUGGUCAACAGAUAUUGUUUUCAUAGUGCCAUUUUAACAGACUGUUCUGUUGGCUUAACAUCCCCAACACUCCAUGCAAAGAAUUGAAUGCAUUGAUUUUGUAUGUCAAAUUCAUGUUUUCAAAAACUCACCCAUGUCUCAAUUAUCAUUGUAGAUGCAUUUGUUUUAUUCUAUGUUCUGGGAAUGCCUUGCUCUUAUAUCAUUGGGUUAACAGAGAAGUGUAUAUCACUAUAACUUCCUAAGAGUGGGAGAAUUUUUGGUUUCAAAAACUUCACAAUUGGUCCAUCUUUUCAAAUGGGAUUUUGAAACGUAUUGCCGUCCAUAUUUAUGAUAGUUUCAGGCUUUACUUUGAGCUUUUUCAUUUGGUUUCACGGUGCAAUCUUUUUCUCAAAGAUUUCGAGAACUUGGAGGAUUGUGAUCCAUUAAGAACCGUGUUUCUACAUUUGCAAAAAACAUUUUUUAAUUAGGAGUAUUCUUGUUAUUUUUCAGUAAAAAUAUCUAAACACUCUUAAAACAAGAUUAAUUCACUUGAAGCAAAAUGACAGCAUAUUUGGUCUUGUUUUCAGAGAAAUCUAGCUUAAUUUGGUAGUUUUUGCUAAAGAAUUUAUUUUUUUUACUGGAAAAUAAGACAAACACUUGUUAAAUAAUUACAAAAAUUAUUUUAUUUUGCAAUGUUGAGUUUAUCUUGUAUACUCGACUCAAGUGAAAUCUCAUAAUACAACCAUUUGUCAACUAAGUUUGUAAAUUUGUACCGUUUGUUAAAAUAAAAUUCACUACCAAAAGCUUUAGUGCAGCAUCUCACUCCACUCAUACUUCACUUUCAUGUAGAUCCAAUAACAUUGACGUUAAAACAUUAAUUGAGUCCUGUUACAGUUCCUGUGCAUCUCUGCCUUUUAAAUUAAUUUGGCUUUUUUAUUGUUAUUUGUAUGCUUUUUGUACAAAAUGCCAUUAAAGUGGACUUUGGUUAUAGUGUUUGUGCAUUCAAGCUGUGCUUUAAUAAUCUGAUUUCAUGUUAUAAAUGCAUAAAUGUUCAUGCUGUUGGGUGGGGGAACAAAACAUCUGUACUGUAAAUAGCUGUAACAUUUUAAUAGAGGAUGUAAGAUGGCAAACUUUGCCUUUUGGCAUUUUCUUUUUUGCAGAAAACUUGAUCAGCCAUGGGCUACACUCUUACAGAAGGACAGGACAGGGUACAUUUCUAUUAAGUAACAAAAAAAAAUUAUAAUGUAGAAAUUAUUAAGCACACACCCAAAAAUGAAAGUUCCAUGUGAUUAAGUCAUAUCAUUCGAAACUUCUAUGAGUAAAUUAUUAAUCCAAAAAAAUUGGUCAACUGUAUAUAACUUUAUAUUAAUUGGCUUGUGCUCAAAUAAAAUUUUGCAAGCAAGAAAUUUUUUAUUGUAGCUCAUGCUAUUGAAUGUAUCCGCAUUGGGGUGAUUUCUGUAGUAAUUUGAAUGCAAAUUUCAUUAAACAAUAUUUGAGGUAAUGAACCAAAUGUAUCUCUUGCUUCAUGUGCUUUGAAUGAUUUUUAAUAUUUCUGCUAAUAAAGCUUUGAUUCAUGCUUCUUUGAUGUGGAUUUCCUGCAAAGAUGGGGAAAAAUGAAUUGCAGCCAAAUAUUUUAUUUUCAUAGCUAAUGAAAAUACAGCUCUUCCCUCGAUUUCCUUAAUGUUUAUCCACUUGCAGCAGUGAAAAAAAUUAUUUUAACGGUAAAUGUCUUUUUUUUUUCUACACCUUGAAAGUGAUUCAAACAUGUAUUUUGGAAAUAUUGAUGCAAACUACUUGAACUGUGGUGGUGUUGUGUUAUUACCAUAUUCAUUCAUAGUGACUGAUUUUACUCAAACCACUUUUUUUUUUUUAUUAUUAUUAUUUUUUGUAUUUGAUUUUUGCAGUAUGGCAGACAUUUCGGGGGGAAAUGUACUUAAAUAUAAUAUAUUAUAAAUUUUUUCCCACGUGAAAUAUGACCUGAAUAUGUUUUCGUUAGAGAAUCCAACCAAUCUAGUCUUGCAAACAUUACGGGACAGUAGUUUGUAUCAAUAAUAAGGGUGUUGGUAUACUGUCCAUGUACUCACUCCACUGUAUCCAUGGCUGGAUGAAAACUGGGCAACUUUUGGUUGACUAUUUUUUACGUCAUCUUUGCAUAACUUCUGAACGAGUUAAACUAGCACUGGAAAAACUUCUUCUGUAAGUGACAUCUGAAAACCACCGUCAUUAACAACCACUGCUUCCUGUCUGUCAAAUCUGAUUUAUGACAAAUUAUACAUGACAAGGAUGAACUGUUUUUGUAUUUUCUUUCUGUGUACAAAUUUAUUAUAAAAAUUAUUUUUCCUCAAAUCUGAUUAAACCAUGUACUAUACAGAUAUAACAAAACCAAAUGUGCAUUUCUUUUGUCAUUUAUGUUGUUUUGCUCUGUACAAGUUGAACUGAACCUUUGUUAAUAAAAUGAUC